UCUGGUUUAUUUCUAGUUGGACUAGGGCCAAGGAAUUUAUCUGUCACCUACAGAUAACACUAUCAAACGCUAAUUGCGGCAGCUCGUGCACAUCAGCACAUGGGUACUAUCAUUGCCCUCUCCUAAACAUCCAUCCUUCCUUGCCUGCCUGCAGCCCUGUACCGAGUACCACCUUGCCAAAGCCGACGCUAUACUAUUCUAACCAAAGCGGAGCAAGAACUGUGAAGCUUCUUCACAUCGACCUUCUCAGGAACAAGUCACCAACACACAACAAACACGGGACUUGUUCCCCAGCUUGACCAAACCAAACUUGCCAAUAAUCAAGCUACAAGGACGGCUUUUCUUGUCCUAGCCGUCCCUUGCCGGCUGACCAAGUAGUCGUCGUUGGACCUGCAACCCUUCAAAUUAAACGUCGGCGAGCUGUGCCGCCUCAUCCAUUCUCACUCGUACCUCCAAUUCCUUUCUCCCCGGACGAGGACGACGACAAUGGCCAGCGCCACCUCCCCUCUCCUCGUCCUGCUCGCCGCCAUGGCGGUGGCCGCGCUCGUCGUGGCGCCAGUCUCUUCGGCGGUGGACCUGCCAUCCGGCUUCGCGGACAUCGCGUCCAAGAUCCCCAACCCGUGGUCGGCCUUCAAGAACCUCACCGGCUGCCACUUCGGCGAGGAGCAGCAGGGCCUCGCCAAGCUCAAGGACUACCUCUCCCACUUCGGCUACCUUCCCGAGUCGCCGGGGUUCAACGACAUGUUCGACGCCGACCUGGAGGAGGCCAUCAAGGUGUACCAGCGCAACUUCGGCCUCAACAUCACCGGCGCGAUGGACGCGCCGACGGUGGCCCAGAUGAUGGCGCCGCGGUGCGGCGUGGCGGACGUCAUCAACGGCACCUCCAGCAUGGGCGCCGGCGCCGCGUCGCACGCCCACGGCCGGAACCUCUACUCCCACUUCCCGGGGGCCCCGCGGUGGCCGCGCUCCAAGAGGAGCCUCCGGUACGCCAUCGCGCAGACCGCCGCGACGCCCAUCGACCGCGCGACGCUGAGCCAGGUGUUCGCGCGCGCCUUCGCGCGGUGGGCGGCGGCCACGACGCUCAACUUCACGGAGGCCGCGUCGGCGGAGGACGCCGACAUCACCAUCGGGUUCCACGCGGGGGACCACGGCGACGGCGAGGCGUUCGACGGGCCCCUGGGCACGCUGGCGCACGCCUUCUCGCCGACGGACGGGCGGUUCCACCUGGACGCUGCCGAGUCGUGGGUGGCCACCGGCGACGUGUCGCGGGCGUCCUCCGCCGUGGCCGUGGACCUCGAGUCCGUGGCCGUGCACGAGAUCGGGCACCUCCUCGGGCUGGGCCACUCGUCGGAGCCCGGCUCCAUCAUGUUCCCGACCAUCACGUCGCGCACCAGGAAGGUGGACCUCGCCUCGGACGACGUCGUGGGCAUCCAGAGCCUGUACGGGGGCAACCCAAACUUCAAGGGCGUCACGCCGCCGGCCACGAGCAGCCGGGACAUGGACAGCGGCGCCGGCGCGCUCUCCCGGCCGUGGAGCGCGCUGGUCGCCGUCGUGGCCGUGGCCGCCGGGCUCGCGGUAGCGUUGUAGUGAGCGGCAGAUUUUUCCUGUCGCCGUUGACCAUUCAUUCUACUCUGCUCGUUUACUUUUGACCUUCAGCUGAUUUGGAUGGUAGACUAGCAAUUUGUUUGUCUGGGGGGUAAUUCUUGUGUAGAUCAGUAGAUACACAUUUGUAAUUUGCUACUUGUUACAUGGUAGACAGACACAUGGAUUAGUAGCAUCCAACCCUAUUGAGAUAAAAAAAAAAUCAUGUGAGAUGGGGCACUUUUGUUGA
Messenger RNA from Panicum hallii, 1831 nucleotides. Its product is annotated as metalloendoproteinase 2-MMP-like. Gene Ontology annotation, cellular component: extracellular matrix. The coding region runs from base 487 to 1587 and encodes 366 amino acids. Gene Ontology annotation, biological process: collagen catabolic process; extracellular matrix organization; proteolysis. The transcript has a single exon. The record is from RefSeq and is a predicted model, not a curated record. Lineage: Eukaryota; Viridiplantae; Streptophyta; Magnoliopsida; Poales; Poaceae. Gene Ontology annotation, molecular function: metalloendopeptidase activity; zinc ion binding.